This is a messenger RNA of Ostrinia furnacalis (Asian corn borer), 1827 nucleotides long. Its product is annotated as esterase E4-like. The record is from RefSeq and is a predicted model, not a curated record. NCBI's taxonomy places the organism in Eukaryota, Metazoa, Arthropoda, Insecta, Lepidoptera, Crambidae. Bases 109 to 1827 code for a protein of 572 amino acids. The transcript has a single exon.
AAAACAAAUUUCAAUUACGAUUUAGAAAAACAAGUUACAUAUGAAUUCACUUCAUUAUUUCUUUGAAAGUAUUCUGCAUUUGCAUGUUAGUCUUGUUAAAAAUGAGUGAUGUUUUUAAAGAGUUAUUGUAUUAUUUUUUUGUUUGUGACGCAAGUGAAUUCCCAAACGUUUCAAGUGAAAUUAAAACAGGGCAAAAUAAUCGGUAAAAGAUCGGAGACAGUUUUUGAUGGGCGUUCUUAUUAUGUUUUCUACGGGGUUCCUUACGCCAAGCCUCCUGUGGGGAAACUGAGGUUCAAGGAUCCGAAGCCUCCCAGAAAAUGGAAGCAUCCAUUUGAUGCAACUGUUGAAUAUCACGGAGCCUGUGCUCAAUCACAUAUUGUACAUAAACAUGGAUUGUACGGAUAUGAAGAUUGUCUUCAUUUGAAUAUUUAUACACCUAUGUUGCCAAGAGAUUCAAGUACACAGCCACUUAAAGCUGUAUUGGUGUAUGUUCAUGGAUAUGCAUUUACAUCUAGUAUAAGCCACAUAUACGGAGCCGACUUUUUGAUAGAGCAAGACAUCGUUUUUAUAACUGUCACCCACAGAAUAGGAGUGUUUGGAUUCUUAAAGGUUGAUGAGAGUGAACCGGAUGUUAAUAUGGGAUUAAAAGAUAUAGUAAUGGCGUUGAAAUGGAUAAGAAAAAAUAUUAAGCAUUUUGGGGGAGAUAAAAAUAAAAUUACAUUAAUGGGAAGCGACUCGGGAGCGACGUUCUUGUCAUUACUGCUAAUGACAAAACACAGAAAUAUGUUUUCAAAGAUGAUAUUGCAGAGUGGGUCAAUAUUUUCUCCUUCGAUAUUUCAAAGUGAUUACCAAAUGGAAAGGGAGACAUUUAAAAGAAACAUUAGAAAAAUGGGUAUUCAAGACUUGAGAAACGCUUCCAGUAAAGACAUAAUCUCUGCUUCACAAAAAAUAUACAGCAGUAAAGAAAUUAUUAAUUUCCAAAAACCCAUUGUGCCUUUUACUCCCAUUAUUGAAAAACAAUCAAAUAACUCUUUGCUAACGAUAAGGCCAGAAGAAUUUUUUAAAAGUGUUAAGAGACGAAUAAACAAGCCAAUUUUAGUUGGGUUCAAUAGCCGUGAAAGUAUAUCGGAAGUAAUACCGUUUUUACAUAAUUCACAUUAUUUGAACUAUUUUUCAUCCUUUUUUAAAUUCAUGAUCCCUUUCUCAGAUGGAUGCGUGUUUAAUUUCACGUCUGAUACUUACAACCGAGUUGCCAGUAUAAUAAAAAGUCAUUACUUCAAUAAUAGUAUUAAUGAAAAGUCCAUUGAUGAUUUUCUACAAUAUACUACAGAUUUAAAGAAAUAUCCUGUAUUGAAAUUUAUACAAGAGCAUCUGAAAAUUUCUAAAACAGAAACUUUUGUAUAUAAGUUUAACUAUGUUGGAGCUUUUAAUGCAGUCAGAGCCACAUCUAUGACUGGAGCUAAGGUCAAUGUCAAAGGAGCCUCAAAUGGCGACGAAUUGUGCUACAUUUUGAAAUGUGAACCAUUUUGGGAAAAUUACGUAAAAAUACACAACGAAACAGAAAAUCGCGACAGAAUAUUCAUUAAAUAUAUCACAGAGUUGUGGGCGAAUUUCGUAAAGACUGGCAAACCUACGCCUAAUCCCCAACCAGGACAUACAGUGUGGAAACCCAUAACACAAGAACAAAGUUAUAUCUUGCUUUUUGGAAAUGUUACAAAACUGGUUGACACCAAAACAGAAAAGGACACGUUUGCAUUUUGGAAUAAUAUUUACACAUCGUUCUACUCCAAAAUUCACUGUUCAAAAGAGCCACAUGAAGAACUUUAA